AUGCCCGGCCGCCUGCCGUUUUGGCCGCCCGGCACGUCGACCGGCGACUUGCCUGAUCCUAUCUUGCUGUUCCAUAAGCAGAGCGGUACAAAAGGACUAAGGCGACAGCAUGUCCCUCGCUCACCGCCAACGUUCUUCAAGAUGCGAGUCCUCUCCCUGAUCAGCCUGCUGCCGCUAGGCAGCCUCGCCGCAGUCCUCGCCACCUCUUCCCCGGAUUUCACCCAACCUCCGAUCGCCAACGUCUCGAACUACCCUAACGGUUCGCUCUUCUACCACUGGCGACCGCGCGCGCACUUCAUCCACCCGUCCAACCAGCUCGGCGACCCGACCGCGUUCUGGCAGGCCCCCGACGGCACGUCGCACAUCACCGCGCUCUACUCGUUCCUUCGUGGCACGGGCAACGCCUCGCUCUCGACAUCCGCUUUCUCCGGGUCAACCACUAAGGAUUUCGUGCAGUAUGAAGACCUUUCUGGCUGGCAGAAUCCUGUGCAGAUGGGACCAGGAAACGAAGUCGACUACAUCGCCGAUUUUGACGGUAGCGUCGUCGCGUCCGGCUACAAAGGUCUACCCACCUUGAUCUGGACUGCCGUAAAAGGCUUGCCGAUCAGCUGGACCAUUCCCUACGUCGACGGGUACGAGUCGCAAGGUCUCGCCUACUCGCAGAACCAGGGUAAGACGUGGAUCAAGCUCGAUGGUGGCGCCAACGUACCUGUCAUUCCGCGUCCGCCGUACAAGGGUGGGGUGGUCACCGGUUUCCGUGACCCAUACAUCUUUCGCAAUGCCCAAUUCGACAGCCUGCUCAACGUCUCCAGCGGGGAACCGAUGCACUAUGUGACGCUCUCUUCGGGUUUGCAUCCCGCCCAGCCCGGUCUGCCGGGGGUGUCAUUCGAACAGGCAGGACCCAGGGUUUGGUUGUACAAGCAAAGUGAACCGGGCAACUGGCUCAACUGGACUUUCGCCGGGCCCCUGCUGCGGUCCACGAUCAACGACACUUUUGUGACCAAGGGCUCUGGGUGGGCGGCAACCGACUACUCGGAUGGAAACAACUACGAAUGUUCGCAAAUCACCAACCUCGACUUUGAUGGAGAUAGCUCCUAUGAGGGCACUGGACUGGCGUAUGCGUCGUACGGUGCGGAGAGCAACCACACGCUCAUGCUGUACCGUCUUGGCCAUUGGGACGAGAACGCCGGGAUCGAGACCACACCCGUCAAUGCAAGUCUCGCAGACGGUGUGGUGGGCGCGAAGCAGGGUGUCGAGAUGCAGACGGCGCUGGAGGGCGUGUUGGACUGGGGUCUAGCAUAUGCGUGCACUGGGUUGCGCGAUGGAGCGUCGAGUCCAGCGAGGAGGAUCGUAUACUGCUGGAUCAAAGAGGCCUUCGCUACUCAGGACGCGACCAAGUUCGUCACGCAGUACAUAUCAUCCCUGACGCUGCCAAGGGAGUUGUACGUCAAGCGGGUCGAUGGUGUGGUGAAUGACGAGCUCGUUCGCGAAAACGCCUCCUGGGCCAUCCUCGAUCCUUCCUCCUCUUCGAACAUUACGACCAUCCCUCUCACCCAAUUUGCGGGGUCGACCGCAGCAAAUCGCUCAACGGUCGACCUUGUCAUGCUGGGCAUCAAGCCCGCAGCGGAACUCUCGGCGUUCCGAACCAACGCAAACGACUCGUACCACCACCCGGCUCUCACCCUCCAACCGCAGGACUUUAACGACAACGCAUCGUGCAUCGCUUCACUCAACCCCGAACUGCGUACCAUCACGGCGGGCGACAACGCGACGCUGAUCCACGAGCUCUUCAUCCCGCUCCCGCGUCACCCUUCGAGCAGGCACUACGAGUUGUCCACCACGAUCACGUUCCCCCUUUCCUCGUUGCGCAACGACACUGCCGACUUUGCUGCGGGCAUCUCGCUCCUCCGCACCCCGCAGUCCAGCUCCACAUCCGAAGAUGUGGCGGUGGUCUAUCAGCCACGGAACGAAUCUGUUAUCGUGCAGAAGCGCACUGCUCUCGGCGCUUCCUCCGUCCUCACAACACCUGAAGUCGGCAAGCUUCGACUGUGGAACACCACUGCUGGACUGGAGAAGCUUCACCUGCGCCUCUUCGUCGACGGUUCCGCGCUCGAGGUGUACAUCAACGACCGAUUCGUCCUGACCACUCGGGCGUACUACUGGUUCGCUGACGCCACGAGGGUAGGCUUCGUCUAUCAGAUGCCGCACAACUCGACGAUGCGUGGAGAGGAAUGGAAGGUCAAAUUUGAGAAUACGACGUGGUGGGAGGGUCUCACGGAGGCAUAUCCGAAUAGGCCGACGGACAAGGAGGAGCUGAUCAAGCAGGCGAUGGGUUACCCUGAGCCGGAGAACAAUCCCAAUGCUGCUGGGAUCAUCUACAAUGGCACUGGUCCGUCACCGCCCUUCCCAAAUCUUGGAUAG
Kalmanozyma brasiliensis GHG001 is the source of this 2421-nucleotide messenger RNA. RefSeq names its product Glycosyl hydrolase family 32, N-terminal. Gene Ontology annotation, biological process: sucrose catabolic process. Bases 1 to 2421 code for a protein of 806 amino acids. Gene Ontology annotation, molecular function: sucrose alpha-glucosidase activity. The record is from RefSeq and is a predicted model, not a curated record. Lineage: Eukaryota; Fungi; Basidiomycota; Ustilaginomycetes; Ustilaginales. The transcript has a single exon.